UAAAAAUGAUAUCGGAGUUGAAUGACAUUAUUGAUGAAUUGUACCAGUGGACCGAGUGCAAAGGAUUAAUUUUAUAUGGCGCUGAUGGAAAUUUCUGUUCCGGGGGAGAUUUGAAAACGGCGAAAAUAAUGAACAACUCAUUUCAAGGAUACGCAAUGUCCGUUUAUAUAGGUCAUAUUCUUGAUAAAUUAAGUAAACUACCCAUUAUCACAGUUGCAUAUAUCGAAGGCACAGGUGCGAUUGGCGGUGGUGCGGAAGUGUCGAUGGCGUGCGACUAUAGGAUAAUGUGCAAUGCUGACGACACCACGGUCAUAGGUUUCGUUCAUUCGAAAAUGGGCAUAGUGCCUGCGUGGGGUUCCACCGGCCGGCUAGUGUCGAUCUUGGGCGUCCGGAAGACCAUGGACCUGUUGCUAGAGGCUAAGAUGCUGAGUUCCACUAAGGCGAUAGACUUAGGUCUGGUGGACGGUACGGUAGCCACGUUGGCAGACGCCGAAGCGUGGCUGUCCAACAAGAUCAAGUCGAAUGUGAACGUGAUCCGAGCCAUUAAACGCACGGUGAAAUGCUACGAAAAUUCGGGGGAGGCUGUGCAAAUGCUAGAGAGCAGAAUAUUCGCGCCGCUCUGGGGUGGACCCGCCAACCGAGCUGCAAUCGAACGGAAUCUUAAGCACAAAAAAUGAAACCUGUGACGUGGAGAACUCAACAUUAUUGAGAGUUUAAUAUUCUACCCACUCCAUCUACCCAUUCAAAACCGGACAAAUGUACUUACUGUCAUAUUUAAAAACUUAAAAACUAUAGUUAAUACUAAAUUAUUAUUAAUUUACCAUCAUAUACCCUGCUCACUAACCAUUCUUUUAAUAAAAAUAUAAUAUAUUUUUGAAAAUAAUUUUCAUCAGAACAUUCUUUACCAACAUAUUCUUUUUUCACUUUUAUUACCUAUUUAUCUCUAAAUACUAAAUAACCUAAAUAUUCCAAAUUAACAGUACCUAGUGGGAUAAAUUAAUGUAAUAAAACAA
This is a messenger RNA of Melanaphis sacchari, 1013 nucleotides long. Its product is annotated as ethylmalonyl-CoA decarboxylase-like. Gene Ontology annotation, biological process: fatty acid beta-oxidation. Gene Ontology annotation, molecular function: enoyl-CoA hydratase activity. Gene Ontology annotation, cellular component: cytosol. Lineage: Eukaryota; Metazoa; Arthropoda; Insecta; Hemiptera; Aphididae. The record is from RefSeq and is a predicted model, not a curated record.